AUGUCACCACCAUUCAUUGUUUUCCUCAUUUGGCGAAACCUCGCCUCCAUGCGCGUAGCAUUUGCGCCAUUUGCCCUAGGAGACACCGGCUGUCUCGGCAAAGCAAUGGCUUACCACGAGACUAGUCUCGCAAUCGCGAAAACUUUAUGGUAUUUUGAUUUUGAAAAGGUACCAGGCGAAGCUGGCAAGUUCGGUGAAGGACAGCCAAGAAAUAUGAAUGGGAGAGAGAGGGUAGAUGAGUAUCAAUUAUUAGAUCUUGCGGUUGCGGAUCAAGAUGGUCCGAAUUUGGUGUUUGCUCCAAGAGAGGAGUAUUGGCGGGAACUGAGCGAUGAAGGUUCGAAGGUGUAG
This is a messenger RNA of Botrytis porri, 348 nucleotides long. RefSeq lists its product as uncharacterized. The coding region runs from base 1 to 348 and encodes 115 amino acids. The record is from RefSeq and is a predicted model, not a curated record. The transcript is spliced from 2 exons. Gene Ontology annotation, molecular function: monooxygenase activity; oxidoreductase activity, acting on paired donors, with incorporation or reduction of molecular oxygen; iron ion binding. Lineage: Eukaryota; Fungi; Ascomycota; Leotiomycetes; Helotiales; Sclerotiniaceae.